Gadus chalcogrammus (walleye pollock) is the source of this 2600-nucleotide messenger RNA. RefSeq names its product major facilitator superfamily domain containing 14A2 (gene slc71a1-2). The transcript is spliced from 12 exons. Gene Ontology annotation, cellular component: membrane. The record is from RefSeq and is a predicted model, not a curated record. Gene Ontology annotation, biological process: transmembrane transport. Gene Ontology annotation, molecular function: transmembrane transporter activity. The coding region runs from base 173 to 1645 and encodes 490 amino acids. NCBI's taxonomy places the organism in Eukaryota, Metazoa, Chordata, Actinopteri, Gadiformes, Gadidae.
GUACAGGAAGACGGCCCAAAGUGAGGUGGGGAUAGGAAAUCAUUUAGUUGGUUCGCUACUGGCUGGAGCUAAAUAGCGAGGUGGCGAGAUUACAAAUCAACAACAUAUAUAUUAGUCAUUCUGAUACAUACAACGAUGACCCGCUAACCCCAAGAAUGGACAUAAGUUAAUUAUGACGGGGGAGAAAAAGAAGAAAAAGCGGCUGAACCGCAGCAUUCUUCUUGCAAAGAAAAUUAUAAUAAAAGAUGGAGGCAGCCCCCAGGGAAUUGGUGAGCCCAGUGUUUACCAUGCCGUGGUCGUCAUCUUUCUGGAGUUCUUCGCCUGGGGUCUCCUCACCACCCCAAUGCUCACGGUAUUGCGCCAGACAUUCCCCCAGCACACAUUCCUGAUGAAUGGGCUGAUUCAUGGAGUCAAGGGACUGUUAUCGUUUCUCAGCGCUCCUCUGAUCGGGGCGCUGUCGGACGUGUGGGGCCGAAAGUCCUUCCUGCUGCUCACCGUCUUCUUCACGUGCGCCCCCAUCCCGCUCAUGAAGAUCAGCCCAUGGUGGUACUUUGCGGUGAUCUCCAUGUCAGGCGUCUUCGCCGUCACUUUCUCCGUCAUCUUUGCGUACGUGGCCGACAUCACGCAGGAGCACGAGAGGAGCACGGCUUACGGUUUGGUGUCUGCCACCUUUGCAGCCAGCCUCGUGACCAGCCCUGCCAUCGGGGCCUACCUGUCCGUGACCUACGGCGACACCCUGGUUGUGAUCCUGGCCACGGCCAUCGCCCUGCUGGACAUCUGCUUCAUCUUGGUGGCCGUGCCAGAGUCUCUCCCUGAGAAGAUGAGGCCGGCCUCGUGGGGAGCCCCCAUCUCCUGGGAGCAGGCGGACCCCUUCGCUUCUCUGCGUAAGGUGGGCCAGGACUCCACAGUACUGCUCAUCUGCAUCACCGUGUUCCUCUCCUACCUCCCAGAGGCUGGCCAGUACUCCAGCUUCUUCCUCUAUCUCAGACAGGUGAUACGCUUUACCCCUGAGACAGUGGCUGCCUUCAUUGCGGUGGUCGGGAUACUCUCCAUCUUGGCUCAGACGGUGGUCCUGGGGAUGUUAAUGCGCUCCAUAGGGAACAAAAACACUAUCCUGCUGGGCCUGGGCUUCCAAAUCCUCCAGUUGGCCUGGUACGGCUUCGGCUCCCAGCACUGGAUGAUGUGGGCGGCUGGCGCGGUGGCGGCCAUGUCCAGCAUCACCUUCCCCGCCAUCAGCGCCAUCGUGUCCCGCAACGCCGAACCCGACCAACAAGGUGUGGUCCAAGGGAUGAUCACAGGGAUCAGGGGUCUGUGUAACGGUCUGGGCCCGGCGCUGUACGGCUUCGUGUUCUACCUGUUCCACGUGGAGCUGACCGAUGAUGACAACAAAGUCAUAGACGGCAAGAUGAACAUGGCCAACCCCACUGACGAGAGCGCCAUCAUCCCAGGCCCGCCGUUCCUGUUCGGCGCCUGCUCGGUGCUGCUCUCCCUGCUGGUGGCGCUGUUCAUCCCGGAGCAAACGGGGCCCGGCAUGAGACCCGGGGCCUACAAGAAGCACAGCAACGGGGCCCAGAGCCACUCGCACAGCCCGCAGGGCAGCGGUGCAGAGGGCAAGGAGCCCCUUCUGGAGGACAGCAGCGUAUAGCCCCAGCUACCAGGGAGGGGGGGGGGGCUCAGAGGACGCUCGCACCCGCUCCCCCACUAUCUUCCCUCCCCACCACGCAUGAUUGGAUGCCACCCAUUGUCCUCGUGAAGCCUCCUUUCAUGCCCUCUGGUGCACUGUAGAACCAAAGUGCCAGUGGAGGUUCCCGGAGGGCUGGGUGUGUGUGCAGGUGAAAUCCGUGGCACAAUUCCUGGACCCCGCCCCGCCCACACAUUUUGUAGUGGCCUGUAUUUAUAGCAAGGUGGCAUGGAGUUAUGUUGGCAGAGAAGAUUGACCUUUUUUUUUUGUGUGCGUGUGUGUGCAUUUGUUUAUGUGUGUGUGUGUGUGUGUGUGUGUGUGUGUGUUUUUUGUGAGAGAGUAAAGGAUGUUUUGCCGAGCUGGACUCUUUAGUUUCCGUCAGGGUAAAGCAGUGCACGUAACCGCCCCAUAUAAGUCCCGUAGUUGAGGUUGUGAUGUGCCGACCAAAAUCCCAGCUGUGAGAUCCUUCUUGUUCUCUGUAUUAUAGCCUCCUGAGAGGAGAACGGUGCCCCUUGUGUCCAAUAAGAGUAUAACAGUUAGUUGAGCACUUGUUCCCUCUUGGCCAUUCAAAUGCUAACUGGUGUAGUGGUGCCUUUCAGUUGGGACUACAGCCACUUUUGAACUGUGAGCUGAGGAAAACUUCAAAGUUCAUACAGCAGGGGGCGCCUGAGGGCGGACGAUGAGUCUCCGUAUUAGAGCAAGAAGACGCCACCUUAUCUACAACGGGUUGAAUCGGCCAGUGCAGGAGGCAAAAUGCUUCGGUUUCUCUCCCUCCCAUCCCCAUUGAUUUUAGGCUUUUAGUCAACUGAGAAAUGUCCUCCUUACGGUCUAAUGAAGCUCUCCUCCACACAGAAGCAUUGUCCGUCUAGAUCAGCAGUACAGUUUGGGUGGUAUAUUUUUCCUCGCUCUUUUUUUUAAA